UGCGGAACGCUCGGAGCGUUCAGUCGGUUCUCGCGACUACCAGCGGUAAAACGCGUUAGGCUCGGGACGCUCGCCGAACCCAAAACUUCGCGCUCAUCAAUAAACAAACAUACCUCCGCCCUGUCUUUCAUUACAGAAAGGUCAAACGCCCCGCGGUAUGGACUGAAUAAGUUCAAUUAUUUGUAAAUAUGACGGUUAAGACCGUUUUAAAAAUUUAUUUUAUGUUCAAAAUCUACAAACAGUAAAACUUCAUCACCGCAGUCAUCACCGAUUAAAGUUGCCGACCUCUGCAUCGCCACCAUGCCUCUCAUGCAGUCUUGCUGUUGCUGGCGAAGUCUCCGCCGAGGAUGCUACGCUUCAGCAAUCUACACUAUGAUUUACUUCGCCGUCACGAUUGUGACGAUGGGGCACUUCAUAGACGUGGAACAUCGAUAUCUGAACGGCGAUAUGAAGGAACCUGAGUCCGAAAGCUUCUUGGAACCGGAUAAGAUAACACCAAUAACGGUAUCUUUGAACAUCACCCUGCUGGCUUGCAGCACACUUGGACUCGUCGCUUGUAUACUUCUAAUAAUUGGCAUAUAUAAGGAUAUAAAGUUCAUGCUGCUACCUUGGGUUUUCGUGAUGGGACUGGAGACACUGGUCGAGGUCGUUAACCUCGUUUACUUGUUCUACUUACAAACGAUGAAACCCGACAUCUUUAGACAAGCGUGGUUACUUCAGGAUGCUGAACGGUCAAUGCUCCGUUGUAUGAUUUGUGCAACCUAUCACCAACGUACUGUCUUUGGCUACUUCUCGCUUGACUUCAACCCCAUAACAUCGUUCCUGUUCACUCUCGACUUUUUCAUCAUCGUGUUGAACAUCUACGCUAUGGUGUGCGUGAUUUCGCAGUUUCAAGAGUAUCUAGACGGGAGAGGCACAGCUGCUUUCGACUACUCAGAUAGGCUUGCUGUCGUGCAGUACACUGCUACCGCACAGCACACGACUACCACCAGCUCAGCUCCAAGUGGACGCCGCCGUUCAGCCCCAAGACCAUUGCCCAGCCGAUGUGACCCAGAAGAUUUCUCCGAAGCCCCCUCUCGUGCCAUAGCUUCCGUUCUCUCGAAACCAAGCCGAUCUGCCGUGAAGAAACAUGUCCAAUUUCCCGAUGAACAAAGCUGCAUCGAGGAAGCUAAUGAGGCCCCGAACGGUGAUGAAAAACCAGACGCCCGCGUCAUCAGCUCUCUCUGGAUGGAGCUGGAGUCGGAGACGCCUGUGCCGGAACGCUGACGGCGUCGAAGCGAGCAGUACUACCGGCCAGUGACACGCGCUCGCAACGAGAGGCGUAAGAUGUCCACGGCCGGUGUACCGCCCGCAGACCAGACGAAGGAUUCCUAUCUGUAAGGAAUUGGUGCGACGAUUGCUUUAAAGAUACGCGACACGGCAAAUAAUUAAAAUUUCACCAGCGCGGAUUACGGACACCGAUAAUAUGUUACUCACAUUAUGUAGUUUAUUCAAUAUUAUCUCUCUAUCAACAUAUUCUAGAUUAAAGAGUUAUUUAUACUAUCUACAGUGUAUAACAAGAUAUAUUUUAUCUAUAAUGCAAACAUUAAUACAGUAAAAUAGUACAUUAAUUAUACCUUUAAAACAGUUAUUCCAAAAUUGAUUUAGCGUUGAUCAAUAAAUAUUUAAGACGAUAUUUUCAAAUUAUAACAUUUUUAACCAUUCACACAA
This is a messenger RNA of Vanessa atalanta (red admiral), 1710 nucleotides long. RefSeq lists its product as uncharacterized. The record is from RefSeq and is a predicted model, not a curated record. Lineage: Eukaryota; Metazoa; Arthropoda; Insecta; Lepidoptera; Nymphalidae. The transcript is spliced from 11 exons. Bases 301 to 1266 code for a protein of 321 amino acids.